Messenger RNA from Linum trigynum, 261 nucleotides. Lineage: Eukaryota; Viridiplantae; Streptophyta; Magnoliopsida; Malpighiales; Linaceae. The record is from the annotation of a GenBank genome assembly.
AUGGGCGAGGGCGGCAGCGGCACGUUCGAAUCAAUCAGGGACUGGGUCACCGAGCACAAGAUGAGAUCCGUCGCUUGCUUGUGGGCGAGCGGGAUUGCUGGCUCGAUAGCGUACAACUGGUCGCAACCCAACAUGAAGACCAGCGUCAAGAUUAUCCAUGCUAGGCUGCACGCGCAGGCUUUUACGCUGGUUGCUUUGGUUGGUGGUGCUGCGGUUGAAUGCUAUGAACGUAAUCAAAGUGAAACUGCAAGAGCGAAAUGA